Molecule: messenger RNA, 687 nt
Organism: Enterobius vermicularis (human pinworm)
Lineage: Eukaryota; Metazoa; Nematoda; Chromadorea; Rhabditida; Oxyuridae
Source: the annotation of a GenBank genome assembly
AUGCCGCAUUGUGGACGUCGGUUGAGAAGUUCCAGCGUGACUGAGGAUACUGUACCGAGCAAGCAAUUGAAGGUUGAAUCUCAAGGAGCAGGAAGACAAGAAAAUGUUAAGGAUGAGGAAGUAUCUUCCGAUCUGUGUUCAAUAUGCUAUGAAGACUUCAACUUCAAAACUACAUUACCAGACUGUGGACACAGUUUUUGUUUUUUAUGUAUCAAAGGUGUCGCAUUAAGGGUCGGGUCGUGUCCUCUUUGCCGAAAUCCUGUCCAGCCGUCCCUUUUCGAGAGGCCAAGCUUCUGCAGUUCAGAUCACGCAAGUUCUUCAGCGCAAGUUAGAGAGCAGAACCCUCAGCCCAGAACACUCGCCGGAGGUGAAAGUACAAACUACGAAGGGGAAGUCAAGUGGCUUUAUCGAUCACGCGGUAGAGGUUGGUGGCGCUUUGAACCGCGUCAAGAGCGGGACUUAGAAGCUGCUUAUAGUGCCGGUGAAAGGAUUUUUGAGCUUAUAAUUGCUGGCUUCCCAUAUGUCAUUGAUUUCGACAUUAUGCGAGAAUACAGGAAGGACUUGCCAAGGUCGACACUGUGGGAACGGGCGAUAAAAAGGAUUGUUGAAGAUGGAAGUUCCAAAGGAAAGCAUGUUUAUGUCGUCGGAGUGGCUGGAGUGAAACAGAAAAGAGAUGUGGAGGGGUAA